AUGGAUGGCAUGGCGCCAGCAAAUCUUUUGGAAGAGGUGCCGAGGCUCACCACCAUGCUAAGAGCCUAUGGUCCUGAGCGCCACCACCCUUUUGAUGUUUAUGAACAGUUCGUGCGUAGAAAGUCAAUCCUCGAGGAGUAUCAAAGAAGGGCAGCAAAUCAGAAGUCUGCUGUGGGCGCAUCCGCUCUGGCGCGCAAGUUGAUUCCACACUGGGACACAGCCCCGCAUGCCGCUCGUGAGGUGUACGAGCAGUUCCUUGGGGCUGCCCGGGAAUUGUUGGGAGGGGAGCCGUCGUCGGAGGAGCUGCAUCAGUCGGCAACCCUCAUCUAUGAAAGCCUUGCAAACCUGGAGCUCAAUGAGAGGGGGCAGUUUGCUCGUUCUGACCUUGCGGACAAGAGGGCGGACCUGGUGUCCAUCUUUGGCACCCUCACUGAAGGCCCUGUUUUCAGUGCCACCGCCCACCUGGUGCUCCAGCUGCGAGACUGGGCAGCUAAGCUCAGGAGCACGGGUGAAUUAGAGGUGCCCACACCCAGCCGCGAGUUCCGGGACACCCUUGGCUACGAUGCCCAACCAGGCAACAGGGACGGUGUCAACGGGGCCUCUGAGUCGGAGGAGUGGUGGGAGGACGACGAGGAUGAUCUCGACAGCUGGGGCCUUCCGUCGCCCCCGGGAACAGCUGCGCCGGCUCCCCACCCUGGCCAGGGCAUGCUCGAGCAGACCGUGGUGCCUCACCGUCCAGGGACGCCAGGGCCGGAGGGGGGGCCCGAUGGCACUUCGUGGGCUCAGCUGGAGUCGCCGGGCAUGGAGGAGAAGGAUCCGCUGGUCUGGUUGCAGCAGCAGUGCCAAGCGGCGAGUGCCCUGGGCGGGGCAGGGGCGUUCCGGGGCGAUGAGCUGGCGCUGAACGUGCUGCGACUGCUGGACAGCGAGGGGUCGGGGGAUGAGGUGGCAGGGGACCUGCUGGACCUGCUGGGAAACGGGGGGGUCGAAAUCAUCGAGGAGCUGCUGCAGCGGAGGAAGGCCAUCACGGAUGCGGCGAAAAAGGCCCUGUCGGCGCUCAAGUCUGUGGACGACGAGGGCAAGGCGCAGCAGCAGCCCAGGAUGCCCAGCUACGGCACGCAGGUGAGCGUGCACACCGACUCGGACCGCGUGUUGGACAAGCUGCGACGCAAGGAGGAGAAGCGGCAGGCGCGAGCAGGACAUGCGUCGGGCAAGGGCGAGUCGGACUGGGACUGGCUGGCGGGGGCGGGGGGGUUCGUGGCGCUUCUGGACGUGGGCUUGGGAGCGAGGGGCGUGAUCGACAGUCUUGUGGGCAGAGGGGAAGACGGCUUCGGCAGCCUGGGCGUGAACGCGCGGGCGCUGCCCAAGGGGACCAUGCGCAAGACGUUCAAGGGGUACGAGGAGGUGCACGUGCCCGCCACGCCGACCGCGGAGAUGUUGCCGCAGGAGCGGCUGGUCAAGAUCGAGGAGAUGGACGAGUUUGCGCAGCUGGCCUUUGAAGGAUAUACCACGCUCAACCGCAUCCAGAGCCGCAUCUACCGCACGGCAUACUUGAGCAACGAGAACCUGCUGGUGUGCGCCCCGACGGGCGCGGGCAAGACCAACAUCGCCAUGAUCGCGGUGCUGCACGCGGUGAAGGCGCACAUGGUGCACGGCGUGCUGCAGAGGAAGGACUUUAAGAUCGUGUACGUCGCGCCCAUGAAGGCGCUGGCGGCUGAAAUGACGCGCGCGUUCGGGCACCGCCUGGAGCCGCUCGGGAUGGUCGUCAAGGAGCUCACCGGCGACAUGCAGCUCACCAAGCGCGAGCUGGAGGAGACGCAGAUGAUCGUGACGACGCCCGAGAAGUGGGACGUGAUCACGCGCAAGAGCAGCGACGUGGCGCUGGCGACGCUGGUGACGCUGCUGAUCAUCGACGAGGUGCACCUGCUCAACGACGACCGCGGGCCCGUCAUCGAAACGCUCGUCGCCAGGACGCUGCGCCAGGUGGAGGCGACCCAGAGCAUGAUCCGCAUUGUGGGCCUCUCCGCGACGCUGCCCAACUACAAGGAGGUCGCGCACUUCCUGCGGGUCAACCUGGACACCGGCCUCUUCUACUUCGACUCCAGCUACCGUCCGAUUCCGCUCCGGCAGCAGUACAUUGGCGUGAGCGAGCAGAACUACGUGACCCGCAACACGCUGAUGAACACCAUCUGCUACGAGAAGGUUGUGGGGGCGGUCAAGGACGGCAAGCAGGCCAUGGUCUUCGUCCACUCCAGAAAGGACACGGUGAAGACUGCGCGCAUCUUGGUGGAGCUGGCGGCGCAGCGCGGGGACGUGAGCCUGUUCGAGCCGGAGGCGACGGAGCAGGCGGGGCUGUGGAAGAAGGAGGUGGCCAAGUCGCGCGCGCGCGAGAUUUCGGAGCUCUUCGCGUCCGGCUUUGGCACGCACCACGCCGGCAUGCUGCGCUCCGACCGCAACCUCACCGAGAAGCUCUUCAGCAUGGGCCUCCUCAAGGUGCUGGUGUGCACGGCGACGCUGGCGUGGGGCGUGAACCUGCCGGCGCACAUGGUGGUCAUCAAGGGCACGCAGCUGUACGAGCCCAAGGCCGGCGGCUUCCGCGAGCUCUCCAUGCUCGACGUCAUGCAGAUUUUUGGGCGUGCGGGCCGCCCCCAGUUCGACACGAGCGGCGAGGGCAUCAUCAUCACGACGCACGACAAGCUGGCGCACUACCUGCGGCUGAUGACGCACCAGCUGCCCAUCGAGAGCCAGUUCAUCGCGUCGCUGCGGGACAAUCUGAACGCGGAGGUGGUUCUCGGCACCGUGACCAACAUCAAGGAGGCCAUCACCUGGCUCUCCUAUACCUACCUCUCCGUGCGAAUGCGCAUCAACCCGCUGCAGUACGGCCUGACGUGGGAGCAGGUGGCGGUGGACCCGUACUUGGCGAGCCACAAGAAGGAGCUGCUGACCAACGCGGCGCGCGACCUGAACGCGGCGCAGAUGCUGCGCUUCGACGAGCGCACGGGCAACCUGUACGUGUCGGAGCUGGGCCGCGUGGCCAGCCACUUCUACCUGCAGUACACCAGCGUGCAGACCUACAACGAGCUGCUCAAGAAACACAUGAGCGACUCCGAGCUGGUGUACAUGGUGGCGCGCUCUUCCGAGUUUUCGAGCAUCGUGGUGCGCGAGGAGGAGCAGCCCGAGCUGGAGACGCUCAUGCGCAAGCAGUGCCCGCUGCACGUGCGCGGCGGCGCCGAGGACAAGCACGGCAAGAUCAACAUCCUCAUCCAGGCCUUCAUUGGGCGCGCGCGGCUGGAGAGCUUCUCGCUGGUGGCGGACAGCGCGUACAUCAGCCAGAGCAUCGGGCGCAUCACACGCGCGCUGUUCGAGAUCUGCCUCAAGAAGAGCUGGUGCACCCUGGCAUACCUCCUGCUGCAGUACGCCAAGGCGGUGGAGCGGCGGCUGUGGCCGCACCAGCACCCGAUGCGGCAGUUCGAGACAGUGCUGUCGCCGGAGGUGAUGAGCAAGCUGGAGGAGCGCGCGCCCGACUUCGAGCAGCUCUACUUCGAGAUGGACCAAAAGGAGGUCGCCGAGCGGAUCCGCAACCCGCACGGGGCCAAGCUGGUGAUGCAGGCGCUGCGCAACUUCCCGCACUUGGAGCUGGACGCGAGCGUGAGCCCCAUCACGCGCAACGUGCUGCGGGUCACGCUGCGCCUCUCCCCGCACUUCGAGUGGAAGGACCGCCUGCACGGCACCGUUGAGCGGUGGUGGAUCUGGGUCGAGGACUCGGAGAACGAGCACUUGUACCACACGGAGUACUUUUUGCUGACCAAGAAGAUGAUGGCGGAGACGACGCACGCGAUCAGCUUCACGAUCCCCAUCUUCGAGCCGCUCCCCCCGCAGUACUACAUCCGCGUCAUCUCCGACACGUGGCUCGGCGCGGAGACGGUGCACGAGGUGUCGUUCAAGGGGCUCAUCCUGCCGGACCAGCACCCCCCUCACACCGACCUCCUCGACUUGCGGCCCCUGCCGCUCGCCGCGCUGCGCAACGCGCAGUACGAGGCGCUGUACCGGUUUACCCACUUCAACCCCAUCCAGACGCAGGCGUUCCACACGCUGUACCAUAGCGACGCGAACGUGCUCCUGGGUGCGCCCACCGGCAGUGGCAAGACCAUCUCCGCGGAGCUGGCCAUGCUGCGCCUCUUCGCCGCGCACCCCGGCAGCAAGGUGAUCUACAUCGCGCCGCUCAAGGCGCUGGUGCGCGAGCGCAUCGACGACUGGCGGCGCAACCUGGUCCCCGCGCUGCGCAAGAGCAUGGUCGAGCUCACCGGCGACUUCACGCCCGACAUGCGCGCGCUGCUGGCCGCCGACAUCAUCAUCUGCACGCCCGAGAAGUGGGACGGCAUCAGCCGCAACUGGCAAAACCGCAGCUACGUCCAGAAGGUGGGCCUGAUCGUGAUCGACGAGAUCCACUUGCUGGGCGCGGACCGCGGGCCCAUCCUGGAGGUGAUCGUGUCGCGCAUGCGGUACGUGAGCAGCCAGACGGGCGCGCCCAUCCGGUUCGUGGGCCUCUCCACCGCGCUCGCCAACGCGCGCGACCUCGCGGACUGGCUCGGCAUCGAGGAGCGCGGGCUGUUCAACUUCAAGCCCAGCGUGCGGCCCGUCCCGCUCGACGUUCACGUCCAGGGGUACCCCGGCAAGUUUUAUUGCCCGCGCAUGAUGAGCAUGAACAAGCCGACGUACGCGGCCAUCAACCAGUACUCGCCCUCCAAGCCCGUGCUCGUCUUCGUCUCGUCGCGCCGCCAGACCAGGCUCACUGCGCUGGACCUUAUUCAGUUUGCUGCUGGCGACGAGCGGCCGCGGCAGUUCGUGAACAUGGCGCAGGAGGAGGUGGAGGCGGUGGUGGAGCAGGUCAAGGACGGCAGCCUGAAGCACACGCUGCAGUUCGGCAUCGGGAUGCACCACGCCGGCCUCAACGAGCGGGACCGAACGCUCGUCGAGGAACUGUUCGUCAACAACAAAAUCCAGAUCCUGGUGUGCACGAGCACGCUGGCGUGGGGCGUCAACUUCCCGGCGCACCUGGUGGUGGUGAAGGGCACGGAGUACUACGACGGCAAGAGCAAGCGGUACGUGGACUUCCCCAUCACGGACGUCCUCCAGAUGAUGGGCCGCGCGGGGCGGCCGCAGUUCGACGACCACGGCGUGGCCGUCAUCAUGGUGCACGAGCCCAAAAAGAGCUUCAUCAAAAAAUUCAUGUACGACCCGUUCCCGGUGGAGAGCAGCCUGCCGGACGUGCUGCCGGACCACGUGAACGCGGAGGUGGUGGCGGGCACCAUCGGCAGCACGCAGGACGCCGUCGACUACCUCACCUGGACCUUCUUCUACCGCCGCCUCGUGAUGAACCCGAGCUACUACGGCCUGGCCGAGACGAGCGCGGACGCCAUCAACGCGUUCCUGUCGGGCCUGGUGGGCACGACGCUGGGCGUGCUGGCCGACGCGGGGUGCGUGCGGGUGGAGGCCGACGGCAGCGUGGAGCCGCUCAUGGCGGGCCGCAUCGCGUCCUUCUACUACCUGCACUACGCCACCAUGACGCUCUUCAGCGCAGCCAUCCGCGCGGACACCCUGCACCAGGAGGUGCUGCGCAUUUUGUGCGGUGCGUCCGAGUACGACGAGCUGCCGGUGCGGCACAACGAGGACAAACUGAAUGCGGAGCUGGCGGGCGUGGUGCGCUGGCCCGUGGACGCGCGCGCCCUGGAUGACCCGCACAUCAAGGCCAACCUGCUGCUGCAGGCGCACUUUUCGCGGCUGGCGCUGCCGGUGUCGGACUACAUCACGGACACCAAGUCGGUGCUGGACCAGAGCAUCCGCAUCCUGCAGGCCAUGGUCGACAUCGCCGCGCACGGCGGCUGGCUCGCCACCACGCUCCACGUCAUGCACACCCUGCAAAUGGUGCUCCAGGGCGCUUGGCACGACGAGUCCGCGCUGCUUUUCCUGCCCCACGUGACUGCUGACGUCGUCCAGCUGCUGGCUGCGCGCGGCAUCCGCGGCCUGCCCCAGCUCAUGGCGCUCUCCGCGGACCGGAUCCGCGACUGGCUGCGCGCCCUGCUCACCCCGCCCGAGAUCAGCGACCUCCUGCAGGCUUUGGCGCGCCUCCCUCGGGUCAGCGUCCAGUGCGCCCUGAAGCCAGCCUCGGGCGACAGCCAGCAGGUGGAGGUGCACCUGACGCGGCGGCGGGUCGGCCCUGGGCGGCCCGGGUCGGCCAAGGGGUGCCGCGCAUACGCGCCCCGCUUCCCCAAGGUCAAGGAGGAGGGCUGGUGGCUUGUGGUGGGCACACCCCACACGCACGAGCUGCACGCGCUGAAGCGGGUCACGCUCGCCGACAGGCUCACCACGCGACUCACCAUCCCCCGCCUUCCCUCCGACUCACACCAGGAGCUGCGGCUGCACCUGGUGUCGGACUGCUACCUGGGCCUCGACCAGGAGCACGGCCUGCACCAGCCAGCAGACGCCGCGGAAGGGCCCUCCACGUCUGCGCAAGGCGCCGCCAGGAGCCGCAACGGGCAAGUCAGUGCCACAGGGCCAGCCACAAGUACCAACGGCGAUGGGGAAAGCAGAAGACAUGACAGUAAGGGGUCUGCCACAGGCUGGGCGAUGCCCCACGUUGAUGGCCGGGGGAAGGAUGAGGAGGAUGACGACGCUGAGGAAACCUUCUUUGAUGCUUCCGAGGACUGAGGUGGCGGGGGGACUGAAGGUGCCUGUUUUCAGUGCAGCUGACCCAAGAAAGGGUAUGCUGCAACCACCAUCGCAACCUAACUCCGGUUGGAGAAGGUCAAAUAACCAGUUGACGCGCCAAAGGACUCCCUCCUUCGGGAAUGAUCUUUCAAAAGCAUCGGUCAUUUAAAAAAAUCCUCUGUAUUUACUCUCG
Klebsormidium nitens is the source of this 6898-nucleotide messenger RNA. NCBI's taxonomy places the organism in Eukaryota, Viridiplantae, Streptophyta, Klebsormidiophyceae, Klebsormidiales, Klebsormidiaceae. The record is from the annotation of a GenBank genome assembly.